AUGGAAUUGAUCUUUUCUUUUAUUAUGCCAAAAGAGGGUGAUGAUUUAUCUGAUGAAGAAGAAGAACUUCCAGAAAAUGAGUGUAAUUACAACGCACGACUAAUAUUUGACGACAAAACAGCUAUAGAAGGGAUGCAAUACUUCAAUGACAUAAUUAAGAUUGAUGGCAGAUACUCCCGUCCUUUAGAAUUUCCUCCACCUUUAAAUCGAAUAAAAGAACUCACAAUGCACGAAAAUCCAGAUAUAUCGAAUUAUGCUUGGACACUAGUACGUCGUUUAUGCGGUUCAAGUGAGUUUGCUUGUUCACAAUUUAUUCAAAAUGGACUUCUCGAGAUUUUAUGCGAAAACAUCAUAAAUUCAACUAGCCCCGAGAUGUCAUAUUACAAUUUAAAGAUAUUGCAUCAUAUUGCUGGCCAUGAAAACAAAGAAAUUUUCGAAUCACUUUUUCAGAAGAUUCAUAUUAAUUCAAUUAACAAAAAUCUAUCUCCAAUACAAGUAGUUAUUCUUUGCCUUGAUAAACAUAUCCGAGAAUUUACUUCCCAAGAAUAUUCCGAAAUUAUUUCUCAAAGUGGGUUCUCGAGUGAUGAUUACGUCAGCAAGAUCAGAGUAACAUUAAUCAGGUUCCUUACCGCUAUACUCUACUGCAGCUACGAGCUCAAUUACACUCACGAAGUUCAAAAUAUUUGUGAAAUUUUAAUUCUCGGCUUGGCCUUUCCAUAUCCACAACUACGAAUCCUUGUCAUAUGUGGCAUACAAAUGGCGUUUCAUUACUUCAAACACUUCAUUUUUACGCCUUACAAAGAAAACGCUGCAUAUGAGGUCUUAACGAAGUAUUUAGACGACAAGAACGUAUCAAUAUCGAUAGAGACCAUCAAAUGCAUGCGAGAUAUCAUCAAAUACAAAAACGAUGAAAGAUUAUUUUUCGCAACUCACAAAAUUUUCGAUAAUCUUAUGGAAUUCAUACAAUUUGCAUCUAGCCAAAUAGAUACCAAUCCAUCAUUGAGCCAGAGUUACUUAGAAGCAAGGUGCGUUGCCUUUCUUUUCAUUGAUGAUUAUUUUAAUUGUAUAAAAGAAGUGGGAUGUGAGCAAGAAAUCAGUAUAAUCUUUGAUUGUGGUAUUUAUUGGAUGCUUCUUGAUAUUGUUCCAUCUGUUUCUUUCAAAGAAAAACAAGUUAUUGUUCAUUCCAUCUGUUCCAUCAUUAAAUUGUCUUCGCAACAACUCCUUGGCCUUAUUUUAGAAAAGUGUCCUGAUUUAAUUCAAAUAAUUGUCAGUGUUUUCGAUGAUAAAAAUGAUAAAUUUUUAACUGACUAUCUUUUGGCCUUGGAAAUAUAUGCAGACUUCUAUAAACAGGCGGGAAAGAAGGAUGAAUUCAUAUCCAUAUUAACUGAAUGCGAAGUUACAGAUUUUCUUGAUGAAAUUUGCGAAGAUGCGGAAUUGAAGAUUCAAAUGUUGGCAAAAAGUAUAAAGUCUUGCUUACUUGAUGAAGAAGAAGACCAAUAA
Messenger RNA from Trichomonas vaginalis G3, 1500 nucleotides. Its product is annotated as armadillo (ARM) repeat-containing protein family. The transcript has a single exon. The coding region runs from base 1 to 1500 and encodes 499 amino acids. The record is from RefSeq and is a predicted model, not a curated record. Lineage: Eukaryota; Parabasalia; Trichomonadida; Trichomonadidae.